GUAGGAUCGCAACGACAAAGGCGGGGCUUAGCACCACCGGCGGAAGGAAUCCGGUUGCGAAGGUGGAGGAGCUGCGUGGGAAAAAGGACUUUUACCAGUUUUCAUCAUGUCGAUUAUGUCCUAUAAUGGUGGGGCCGUAAUGGCCAUGAAAGGGAAAAACUGUGUGGCUAUUGCUGCUGAUCGGAGGUUCGGCAUCCAAGCUCAGAUGGUGACUACAGACUUCCAGAAAAUCUUCCCAAUGGGAGACAGGCUAUUCAUUGGUUUGGCUGGGCUUGCCACAGAUGUACAGACAGUUGCCCAGAGGCUGAAGUUCCGACUGAAUCUCUACGAGCUAAAAGAAGGCAGACAAAUCAAACCACAGACUCUGAUGAGUAUGGUGUCCAACCUCUUGUAUGAAAGAAGGUUCGGACCUUAUUACACAGAACCAGUGAUAGCAGGCUUGGAUCCAGUUACAUAUGAACCCUUUGUCUGCUCCUUAGACCUGAUCGGCUGUCCGAUGACAACAGAUGACUUUGUGGUCAGUGGGACCUGCGCAGAACAGAUGUAUGGCAUGUGUGAGUCUCUCUGGGAGCCAGAUAUGGAACCAGAUCAGCUGUUUGAAACCAUAGGCCAAGCCAUGCUGAAUGCAGUGGAUAGAGAUGCAGUGUCAGGCAUGGGUGUGGUAGUCCAUGUGAUUGAGAAAGACAAGAUAACUACCCGAACACUGAAAGCUCGUAUGGACUAAUCAAAUAAUGUGGUUGGUCGGGUGCUCAAUAUUUUGUUUUUCAUUGCCUUGAUGUAAACAGAAAUGCCAGUCUUGUUAAAGAAAUUGUGGGAUUUUUUUGUUUCUUCAUUUAAUGAGAGCUUUUCAAAAGAAUGAGGUAAAAUGUUUUGUUCGUGGAAUAAAAUUUUCAUUAAGAAUUUC
Molecule: messenger RNA, 904 nt
Organism: Pogona vitticeps (central bearded dragon)
Lineage: Eukaryota; Metazoa; Chordata; Lepidosauria; Squamata; Agamidae
Gene: PSMB3
Product: proteasome 20S subunit beta 3
Biological process (GO): proteasome-mediated ubiquitin-dependent protein catabolic process
Cellular component (GO): cytoplasm; proteasome core complex; proteasome core complex, beta-subunit complex
Source: RefSeq, a predicted model, not a curated record